CUCGUUCGGAGCGCGUGUCGCACAGUUCCUAAACACGCAGGCUCACGGAUCCCACGCAUCCAACAGGAGCGCUCCGCCGGCCACGCCCCUCAAGCGGGCGUGGGUAGUGCCACGACACCUCUAACAUCCGUUAUGUAACCAUGGCGGCGCACCGUUCUGUUUUUAUGGUUAUUGGUUAGUGGUUAUCCUCCAAACUCGCUCAAUAUAAAGGAACGUUGUGCAUUGCGGUUCAAACCAAAAAAGGAAAAAACGAAAACCUAGUAGUGAUCAAAGCUACUUUCUGAACCAGCUAGCUAGGGUUUUAAUUUUUUUUUCCCUGCUAUGGAAUCCCAAGUAGAGAGACUGUGGGUUUUGGGCCUUGCUUCCAAAUACUGUUGGGCUUUCUCCCUUCAAACUCUCCUCCUCCUUCUGUUUCUUCUGGGUUCGGCCUGGCUCGCCACCGCCCUUCUCUACUGGAUCUCCCCCGGCGGCCCAGCCUGGGGAAACUACUGCUGGAACCACCAGAGGAGCGGAAGAGGAACCAAAAAUACCAAGGGGCCUCGGGGCCUCCCCGUGCUGGGGAGCUUGAGCCUCAUGGCCAGUCUUGCCCACCGCCGCCUCGCAGCCACCGCGGAGCGGCUCGGUGCGAAACGGCUCAUGGCUUUCAGCCUGGGCGAGACGCGGGUUAUCGUCACUUGCAAUCCCGAUGUUGCGAGGGAAAUACUCAACGGAUCAGCCUUUGCUGACCGUCCCGAAAAGGAGUCCGCUUACGGCCUUAUGUUCCACCGGGCGAUCGGGUUUGCCCCCUCCGGAGUUUACUGGCGAACUCUGCGGAGAAUUGCCACCGCUCAUCUCUUCUGUCCGAAACAAAUCAAUGCCUCGGAGGCCCAAAGGUUCGAAAUAGCGGCCCAGAUGGUGUCGGCGAUAUCGGGACGCACGGGAGAGAUAUGCGUCCGGGAUGUGCUGAAGCGAGCCUCGCUGAACAACAUGAUGUGGUCGGUUUUCGGAAGAAAGUACGAACUCUCCAGCAGCGAAACGAGUGAAGUCAGUCUGCUCGUGGACGAAGGUUAUGACUUGUUGGGUAAACUCAACUGGUCCGACCACCUCCCGUGGUUGGCCUCGUUCGACCCGCAAAAAAUCCGGUUCAGAUGCUCCAACCUUGUGCCUAAAGUGAACGGGUUUGUGAACCGGAUUAUCGCUGAGCACAGAGCUCAAACCGGAAGAACAAGCUGUGAUUUUGUGGACGUACUGCUCUCUCUUCCUGGACCUGAUAAAUUAUCGGAUCACGACAUGGUGGCUGUCCUUUGGGAGAUGAUAUUUAGAGGAACCGACACGGUGGCGGUUCUGAUCGAAUGGGUCCUGGCGAGGAUGGUGCUCCACCCGGAAAUCCAAUCAAAGGUGCACGAUGAGCUGGACAAAGUCGUCGGAAAUUCACGUCCGGUGGAAGAAUCCGACGUUACGUCGAUGGUGUACCUGCCGGCGGUCGUGAAGGAGGUUCUGAGGCUACACCCGCCGGGCCCACUUCUGUCGUGGGCCCGUAUGUCAAUCACGGAUACCACCGUCGAUGGCUACCACGUGCCCGCCGGGACCACUGCAAUGGUUAACAUGUGGGCAAUCACCAGGGACCCAGAAGUGUGGGUGGACCCUCUGGAGUUCAAGCCGGAAAGGUUCCUCACGUCCGGGAAGAAUGACGUGGAGUUUUCGGUGUUGGGGUCGGAUCUGAGGCUGGCGCCAUUCGGGUCGGGUAGGAGAGCUUGCCCCGGGAAGGCCCUGGGGUUGACCACAGUCAACUUCUGGGUGGCUGCUUUGUUGCAUGAGUUCGAGUGGGCGGAGUCGGGUCGGAACCCCGUGGACCUGUCGGAGGUUCUUAAGCUUUCCUGCGAAAUGGCAACUCCUCUCACAGUUGAAGUCAGGCCCAGGGCCAAUAAAUAAUCAAUCGAAUAAUAAUAAUAAUAAUAAUAAUAAUAAUUAACGUGGGUUUUUUGGCUAAGCAAAAUAAAAAAUAAAUAAAAUGGGGUUUUGCUAGGAGCUGUUUUAAAGUAUAUUUUGUGUUUUAAUUUUUAAUAAAAACGCAUCGUAUGAACUGAAGUAAUUAAUAUCACCCAUUUCUAAAAAUGGUGUUAUAUAUAAAUUAAUUACCUCAAUUCAUAUAUUCUGUUUUCUUAAAAAAUCAACACAAAAUGUAUGUGAAAACAGUUCAUGAAAAUCCCAGAAAUAACUAAGGUAAUUAAAUAAUAUCCAUAAUAAAUAUUCCAUAUAUAGCAGAAGUUGUAUAUACGGAUUGGUGUUCGAGUGCAUGCAUGCAUGCUUGCUCGAUCACCAUGAAGUUCGAUCUGCUUCUUCUUUUCUUUUUUCAUUUUUAAUUUUUUAUUUAAGAAAUAGUUCUGCUUUUUAUUGGGCUUGAUUUGAUAAGAGGACGGCUGGUGUGAGCCGUUCGUUUCGUUUAGGGGAGGGAUGAUAAUAUUGAAGAUAGCCUCUGUGUAUGUGUAUGCACUGCAUGUACUGAACUCAGCAGUUUCUGAAAAGGUUUUUAAUAAGAGUAGUACGACGUCGUCGUGUGUGUUUCUGCUUUUGAAUUUA
Malania oleifera is the source of this 2559-nucleotide messenger RNA. Its product is annotated as cytochrome P450 78A3-like. The coding region runs from base 322 to 1911 and encodes 529 amino acids. NCBI's taxonomy places the organism in Eukaryota, Viridiplantae, Streptophyta, Magnoliopsida, Santalales, Ximeniaceae. Gene Ontology annotation, molecular function: iron ion binding; heme binding; monooxygenase activity. The record is from RefSeq and is a predicted model, not a curated record. The transcript has 2 exons.